GGAGCGGGACUCCAAAUGGGUCGCAGUCGCAGCCGCUCCCCACGGAGGGAAGGUAGGCGUUCCCGGUCCACAUCCCGUGAGAGAGAACGCAGGCGCCGAGAAAGGUCCAGGUCUCCGGAGAGAGAUGGGAGAAGGAACCGCUCGCGAUCCCCGCACCUAAGACGCUCCCGAUCUCCAAGACGACAUAAAUCCACAUCUCCUUCCCCUUCUCAACCGAAUGAAAGAAGAGAUGAGGAAAAGAAAGAAACAAAGAGCAAAGAAUGGCAGAUUACUGAGGAAGACUUAGAGGGCAAAACAGAGGAAGAAAUAGAAAUGAUGAAGUUAAUGGAAUUUGCCUCCUUUGACUCCACAAAAGGUAAGAAGGUGGAUUGCUCUGUAAAUGCCUAUGCCAUAAAUGUCUCUCAGAAGAGGAAGUACAGGCAGUACAUGAAUCGAAAAGGUGGAUUCCACAGACCUUUGGAUUUCAUUGCAUGAGAACUGAAAUGUUGAAGAAUGAUUUUUUCCCCCUCAUCUUGGUCAGAGAGUGGAUUUU
Messenger RNA from Pongo pygmaeus (Bornean orangutan), 532 nucleotides. Its product is annotated as U4/U6.U5 small nuclear ribonucleoprotein 27 kDa protein-like. Gene Ontology annotation, biological process: RNA splicing. Gene Ontology annotation, cellular component: precatalytic spliceosome. NCBI's taxonomy places the organism in Eukaryota, Metazoa, Chordata, Mammalia, Primates, Hominidae. The coding region runs from base 16 to 474 and encodes 152 amino acids. The transcript has a single exon. The record is from RefSeq and is a predicted model, not a curated record.